CAACCGUUCGAUGCGGUGGUGUAUUUGGUGCUGCCUUCGUGUGCUCAAUUCGAAUUUUGAAUUUGUGUCUUCAGCGAUCUAUCGCAAUUUUUCGAAUGUAUUCGAUUAAUGUUAAUUAAAAAAAAUUCCACGGAAUUAAUUGCAAAAACUAAUAGAAACGAAUAUUUUUGCAAUUUUUUUUUUCCAAAUAUUUUCUCCGAAAUUGUUUGGAAAUAUAAGAAUGUAAAUAACGCCACUCCAAACGGCCAACGCAUAAAUUAUAAAUGAAUGAGUUGGUGUCCCUCAUCGAUGUCAAUGAAUUCUCAAACGUGUUCAUUAUACUGUCCCAACGUAAACUGAUACUUAUCAAGUGAGCGUGUAAUUUGAAAUUGACUACUUCAACAAUUUCGUGUGUGCUUUAUAUGCAAAUUUCUGCCAAUCAAAAGACAUAUAAGUGUUAUUGGAGGUGUUUAUUCCGAAAAAUAUGAUUUUUUUUUGUUUUUGAGAAAAAAAAAGUGAAAUGAAAUGAAUUUUUGUGUGAUCAACUUGAUAUUUCCUUAAAAGAAUGAAAACAUUUCGAAUGACAUUCAAAUGAUAAUGACGAUGGUGUUCAAACGAAAUUCGUGCACAUUGAUUGAACAUAAUUUAUAUCUAACGUAAAACGUUAAACGAAAACAAAAGGAUACUUAGUGAUUAUAAAACGAAGACCGUAACACUGUAUAUAUUCUGCAGAGCCAACGCCAGAACUGCAAAUACGCAACGUAAAUAAAUAUGCAGGCCAAACAUAACCCGAAUCGAAUUCACUUAAUGUGUGCAAGCAUGAAAUCCACAGAAAAUAAAUUGGUAAUGUCACAGCGAAGGUGUCACGGUGGUUUUUGUCACGUAUUUCCAGUUAGCCACAGUACAUUUAAGUCAUUGUUACUCAUUGGAUUUCUGCUGGUUGCAUUUAAUUGCUGUGUCAACGACACUGUGGCAUUCAAUUUGGAAAAUCGGUUGCCAAUUGUAAAGUAUGGCGAUGCCGAUACAUAUUUUGGUUAUUCUGUAGCCGGUCAUGAAAUUGGCGACGAUGAAGACGACAAUCCAACAGUGAAAUGGAUUCUAGUCGGUGCUCCGUUGGGUCAAAAUUUACAGCCGGGAACAAAUCGAUCUGGUGCACUAUUUAAAUGUCCAAUCACACAACAUACGAGCGAUUGUGAACAGGUCGUAACGGACGGUCGACGAUUAUCUGGCGGACGUUAUGAAUCCAUAAGCGAUGAUGUUGAUUUGAAGCCACCAUUGGAAAAACAGGAAAUUAAAAAUGGACAAUGGAUGGGUGUUACAGUCCGUUCACAAGGACUAGCCGGAAAAGUUUUAGUUUGCGCACAUAGAUACAUCGUGAAGACGGGCGAAUCACAACACGGUCAAGGAUUAUGUUAUGUACUUACGAAUGAUCUCAAUUUUGACGAAACGUACGAACCAUGCAAAGGACGAAGUACCCAACGCGAACACGAGGAGUAUGGAUAUUGUCAAGUUGGAACAUCAGGAGCUCUAAUGGAGGAUGGUACAUUGAUUUUGGGGACGCCAGGUCCGUUCACUUGGCGUGGCACGAUCUUUGUGAUUUCAGGCGAUGGCGAUUACUUGAAACGAGACAAAAAUCAUUAUUACGGACCUCAUCUCGAGCAUACGUCACCGGUUGAUAAAUACAGUUAUUUAGGCAUGGCUGUAACUGGUGGUCAAUAUUACGGAGACUAUACAUCAUAUGCUGCUGGUGCUCCUCGAUCGAAUGACAACGGACAAGUUGUAAUUUUUUCCAAAUCAUAUCCAAUGUCAAACAAUAUUAAUGUCAUAAUGAAUGUGUCGCAAAUUUUCGAUGGUGAACAAUUCGGUUCAAGUUUCGGCUACGAACUUAUAACGGCUGACAUAAAUGGAGAUCAAUUGGACGAUCUAAUUGUGGCCGCACCAUUUUACUUUGGUAAAAUUGAAGGCGGAGCAGUUUAUGUGUAUCAAAAUGAAAAUCAUCAUUUGCCAUCAAAUUAUACGACAAAAUUAACUGGAAAAUUGGAGUCACAAUUUGGAAUGGCAAUGACCAAUAUCGGUGACAUAAACAAGGACGGAUGUGAUGACAUCGCAAUCGGUGCCCCUUAUGAAGAUAAUGGUGUUGUUUACAUAUUUUUAGGAUCAAAGAAUGGUCUAACGACAAAACCGUCACAGGUCAUUACACCAUCGGUGCUCAAUCUUGAGACAAUCAAAACAUUCGGUAGCUCAUUAUCGGGAAGAGUUGAUUUUGAUGAUAACUCGUAUCCAGAUUUAUUGAUUGGUGCUUAUCGCUCAUCAGCUGCGAUUGCCUUACUUUCACGACCAAUUACCAAUAUACGAACACACGUUGAAGGCAUUGAACUCAAAAAUAUUGAUCCGAAUAAACAAGGCUGUGGCAGAGAUAUGCAUAGUAAUUUAACUUGCUUUACAUUUGAAGCAUGCUGCUCAAUUUCACCGUAUUUAUCAUCGAAUGGAAAAAUUCUUAAAUUGAUCUAUACAAUCGAAGCUGAAACAUUCAAUAACAAACGGAAAUUUUCACGUGUAUUUUUUGGAGCGGACAUGAAGAGCCGAAGCAACGUUGUCAAACGAACCAUUAACGUGCAAGUCAACGAUCAAAAACAUUGUCAGUUUGAAACAGUUUAUAUAAAGGAAAAUACACGUGACAUUCAAAGUCCGAUUCAUUUUCGAUUGAAUUACACAAUCGCUGAGUCAUCGCAGAGCACAUUAACAGCACUCAAUCCCAUUUUGGACCAAACUCAAGCAGAUCGAUCAUUUGAAGCCAGUUUCCAAAAGGACUGCGGUGCAGACGAUUUGUGUCAAUCGCAAUUGGAAGUUUAUGCCGAAUUAGAAUUGGACAAAGAAGAUGACGAGUACAACUUAGUAUUAGGACAAUCAGACGAGUUGCGUUUGAAUGUGAGUGUAACGAAUGAACAAGAGUCCGCUUAUGAAGCGCAAUUAUUUGUUGAACAUCAAAAAAGCGUUACAUAUAUUAAUGACAAAGGUCAAGGUAUUUGUAAUCAAUUUAAUGAAACAAUCGUUGCGUGUACACUGGGAAAUCCAUUCAAACGGAAUGCAUCGAGAAAUGUUGUGCUUCGUUUCAAUCCAAGUGCCUUGGAUGAUUCAGAACCUCGUCUAUCGUUCAAAGUUUUUGCAAAUUCCACAUCAAAACAACUGAUUCCACGUGAAAAAUCAGUUUUGCUUGUGAAUGUCAUCAAGAAAGCCGAACUCAGCAUUCAGGGACUCCGGCAGUUGCCAGAGCAAUCCUUCUAUGGUGGUGGAAUUGUUGGCGAGAGUGCAAUGAAAUACAUUGAAGACACCGGAACAGCAGUGCAACACACAUAUCUCAUUUAUAACGAAGGUCCAUGGCGUGUACCUUUGGUCAAUGUACGAAUUCAAUGGCCUCAUCAAGUCGCAAAUGACAAAGAGAAAGGCAAAUGGUUGUUGUAUCUCGCUGAUAAAAUUAUAAUCGAAGGUGCUCAAGGUGAAUGUUCCACUAACGAAAUAAAUCCAUUGCAUCUCGAUAAACGUCCAAAUCCGAUGGAUCUUGCCGGCGAACCAGCCGAAUUAAUGGAUUACAGAAGCUAUCUUCCCAAGAAUAAAUCGCAUUCAAUGUUUGCUGAAAGUUCAGAAAAACGAAUACAAGACGCUAAAAAACCGAGUGGCAGUACAUUGAAUCGAGUUAGACGAGAUCAUGCGCUUAUCAUCCGGGCCGAACGAUUAGUCGAUAAAGAUGGAAAGAAAGCGGAUAUUGUUACAAUGGAUUGUGAUAAAAAGACAGCAAAAUGUAUUACGAUAAAUUGUGCACUUUAUAACAUACAACGAAAUGGAGAGGCAUACAUCUAUAUAAAGGCUAGAUUAUGGAAUUCAACGCUUGUUAGCGAUUAUCCACGUGUUGAUUUGGUGAAAAUCGUUUCGUCAGCUCAUAUCUCGAUACCGGAUAUCUAUAACAUUAAACAAAAAAAGAAGGACGACCAAGCAACGGUAUCUACACACGCAUAUCCCGAUUUACAUGAGCAACCAGGCGAUGGUUCCAUUCCAAUCUGGAUAAUAAUUGUAUCAAUAGUUGGCGGUUUAUUACUGUUGGCUCUAUUUUCGUAUUGCUUGUGGCGAUUAGGUUUCUUCAAAAGACGAAGACCGGACCCAACGCUUAGUGGCAACCUGGAGAAAAAUAGCGAAAGUAAAAUGCUGCUAAAUCGAAAUCGAUGAACAUUAGCGAUGACGACUAAGAUAUUUUAAUAAAUCAGUCAUGUAAUACAUGCGUCCAGCGUUAGACAUUUUCCUUGCGCCAUAAAUUAAAAGGGAAAAUAAAAUAUUUGUGAUAUAUGUAAAUUUCUUUUUAAAAAAUUAAAAUCUAUUAGCUAAUCUAUUAUAGUUUCUUUCUUCUAUAAAGAUGUACGAUUAGUUUUUUUAGCAUUGAAUCAUAAAUCGAUUUAUUUGUAGACUCAAUUUAAAUUACAUUACAGGUGCCUGUGCUUAUUACUUUGAUAAGUUCCAUUUGAAUUAGUUGUAUGCUUUAGAAAUGAAUUUAUAUAUUAAAAAAAACAUAAGCUCAUGUAACCCCGAAGAUGUUCAAUUUUAUAAGAAGGCCAAGCCAUUUCAGACUGAUGCAUAUUUAUGUCCAUUUCGACAUUGUUUCCGAUUAUCAAGUACAUCGAAUCAAAUAUGUAUGUUUCAGAAUUGUCACUUAGAAAUACAACUAAAAUAGAUCAGUACCAAUUUAAUGGAAUGGAGAAGAGUAUUAGGACGAUUUCAAUUAAAUAAAUAAACUUAAAAUCGAGUCAAUAAAUAUGGAAUGGAAGAAAAUCUCGACAAGUGCUCGAUUUUCUUUUUAUUCUUUUAUAUCAUU
Contarinia nasturtii (swede midge) is the source of this 4840-nucleotide messenger RNA. RefSeq names its product integrin alpha-PS1 (gene mew). Lineage: Eukaryota; Metazoa; Arthropoda; Insecta; Diptera; Cecidomyiidae. Gene Ontology annotation, biological process: integrin-mediated signaling pathway; cell-cell adhesion; cell adhesion mediated by integrin. Gene Ontology annotation, cellular component: integrin complex; external side of plasma membrane. Gene Ontology annotation, molecular function: integrin binding. The record is from RefSeq and is a predicted model, not a curated record. The transcript is spliced from 12 exons. Bases 751 to 4200 code for a protein of 1149 amino acids.